AUGACCGCUCCCUGGCGGCGCCUCCGGAGUCUGGUUUGGGAAUACUGGGCCGGGCUCCUCGUGUGCGCCUUCUGGAUCCCGGACUCGCGCGGGAUGCCCCACGUCAUCCGGAUCGGAGGAAUCUUUGAGUAUGCAGACGGCCCCAACGCCCAGAUCAUGAACGCCGAGGAGCAUGCCUUUCGAUUUUCUGCCAACAUCAUCAACAGAAACAGGACACUGCUGCCCAACACAACCUUGACCUACGACAUCCAGAGGAUUCACUUCCACGACAGCUUCGAGGCCACCAAGAAGGCCUGUGACCAGCUGGCACUGGGGGUGGUGGCGAUCUUUGGGCCAUCCCAGGGCUCCUGCACCAAUGCCGUCCAGUCCAUCUGCAAUGCUCUGGAGGUGCCCCACAUCCAGCUGCGCUGGAAGCACCACCCACUGGACAACAAAGACACCUUCUACGUGAACCUGUACCCGGACUACGCCUCUCUCAGCCAUGCCAUCCUCGACCUGGUCCAGUACCUCAAGUGGCGGUCGGCCACCGUGGUCUAUGACGACAGCACAGGGCUCAUCCGACUGCAGGAGCUCAUCAUGGCCCCAUCAAGGUACAACAUCCGCCUGAAGAUCCGCCAGCUCCCCCUUGACACUGAUGACUCACGCCCGCUGCUCAAGGAGAUGAAGCGAGGCCGGGAAUUUCGCAUUAUCUUCGACUGCAGCCACACCAUGGCCGCCCAGAUCCUCAAACAGGCCAUGGCCAUGGGCAUGAUGACCGAGUACUACCACUUCAUCUUCACCACCCUGGAUCUUUAUGCGUUAGACCUGGAGCCCUACCGCUACUCAGGGGUGAACCUGACGGGAUUCCGGAUCCUCAACGUGGACAACCCCCAUGUCUCGGCCAUCGUGGAGAAGUGGUCCAUGGAGCGGCUGCAGGCGGCUCCCCGGGCAGAGUCCGGCCUGUUGGAUGGAGUGAUGAUGACUGACGCGGCCUUACUAUACGACGCCGUCCACAUCGUGUCCGUGUGCUACCAGCGGGCACCCCAGAUGACCGUGAACUCCCUGCAGUGCCAUCGGCACAAGGCGUGGCGCUUUGGCGGCCGCUUCAUGAACUUCAUCAAGGAGGCUCAGUGGGAAGGAUUAACGGGAAGGAUUGUUUUCAACAAAACCAGUGGCUUACGGACGGAUUUCGAUCUGGACAUCAUCAGCCUGAAGGAAGAUGGCCUAGAGAAGGUUGGGGUGUGGAGUCCUGCCGAGGGGCUCAACAUCACGGAGGUUGCCAGAGGCCGAGGCCCUAAUGUCACCGACUCUCUGACAAACAGGUCCCUCAUCGUCACCACUGUGCUGGAGGAGCCCUUUGUCAUGUUCCGGAAGUCUGACAGGACCCUGUUCGGGAAUGACCGGUUCGAAGGCUACUGCAUCGACCUGCUCAAGGAACUGGCCCACAUCCUGGGCUUCUCCUACGAGAUCCGUCUGGUGGAGGACGGGAAAUACGGGGCACAGGACGACAAGGGCCAGUGGAACGGCAUGAUCAAGGAGCUCAUUGACCAUAAGGCAGAUCUGGCUGUGGCCCCCCUGACCAUCACCCACGUCCGCGAGAAGGCCAUCGACUUCUCCAAGCCCUUCAUGACCCUCGGUGUGAGCAUCCUCUAUCGCAAGCCCAAUGGCACCAACCCCAGUGUCUUCUCCUUCCUCAACCCCUUGUCCCCAGACAUCUGGAUGUACGUGCUCCUCGCCUACCUGGGUGUCAGCUGUGUCCUCUUUGUCAUCGCCAGGUUCAGCCCUUAUGAGUGGUAUGAUGCUCACCCCUGCAACCCUGGCUCCGAGGUGGUAGAAAAUAACUUCACGCUGCUGAACAGCUUCUGGUUUGGAAUGGGGUCCUUGAUGCAGCAAGGGUCUGAACUGAUGCCCAAAGCCCUGUCCACGCGCAUCAUUGGUGGCAUCUGGUGGUUCUUCACGCUGAUCAUCAUCUCCUCCUAUACGGCCAACCUGGCUGCCUUUCUGACCGUGGAGCGCAUGGAAUCGCCCAUUGACUCUGCCGAUGACCUGGCCAAGCAAACCAAAAUCGAGUAUGGGGCUGUCAAGGACGGGGCCACCAUGACCUUCUUCAAGAAAUCCAAGAUCUCCACCUUCGAGAAGAUGUGGGCCUUCAUGAGCAGCAAGCCCUCGGCCCUGGUGAAGAACAAUGAGGAGGGCAUCCAGCGGACGCUGACAGCCGACUAUGCACUGCUCAUGGAGUCCACCACCAUCGAGUACGUCACCCAGAGGAACUGCAACCUCACCCAGAUCGGGGGCCUCAUCGACUCCAAGGGCUACGGCAUCGGCACGCCCAUGGGCUCCCCGUACCGGGACAAGAUCACCAUCGCCAUCCUGCAGCUGCAGGAGGAGGACAAGCUGCACGUCCUGAAGGAGAAGUGGUGGCGGGGCAGCGGGUGUCCCGAGGAGGAAAACAAAGAGGCCAGCGCCCUGGGCGUCCAGAAGAUUGGGGGCAUCUUCAUCGUCCUGGCCGCCGGGCUGGUCCUGUCUGUGCUGGUGGCUGUGGGCGAGUUUGUAUACAAGCUCCGCAAGACAGCAGAGCGAGAGCAGGUAAGCCCCCAGAAGCUGGGGCCUGCGCGGGGAAGGGAAGGAGACGGAACGGGGUCUGCACUGGUUUCAAGCCCCCUAUGUGCCAGGUGCAAGGUGCUGUCUGAUCCCAUCCCCACCGUAGCCCAGUCUGAAUCCAGUCCACCAGGAAGCCCUGCCAGCCCCACCUCUGCACUGACUCUGGGCAUGUUUUCCCUUCACUGCAGCUCCACACCAGGCCACACCCAUCCUCUCCAGCUGGAUCAUGCUCCAGCCUCCAGUCUGGCCUUCCUGCCUCCACUUUUCCUCUCGACCAGCUGCUCUCCAUACAGCAGCCAGUGCCCUGUUUAA
Molecule: messenger RNA, 2892 nt
Organism: Mesoplodon densirostris (Blainville's beaked whale)
Lineage: Eukaryota; Metazoa; Chordata; Mammalia; Artiodactyla; Ziphiidae
Gene: GRIK3
Product: glutamate ionotropic receptor kainate type subunit 3
Exons: 15
Coding region: 1-2892 (963 amino acids)
Biological process (GO): synaptic transmission, glutamatergic; monoatomic ion transport; modulation of chemical synaptic transmission
Cellular component (GO): kainate selective glutamate receptor complex; presynaptic membrane; plasma membrane
Molecular function (GO): kainate selective glutamate receptor activity; transmitter-gated monoatomic ion channel activity involved in regulation of postsynaptic membrane potential
Source: RefSeq, a predicted model, not a curated record